UUCAACACCCUCACCGUCGCGUCCGCAGUCACGCCGUCGCUCAUCGAGACCUACUUCUCUCACUACCUCAAUCGCAAACCCCUCAAGCAGAAGCCGACCGCCCACAUCUCCUACCAUGAGGGUCUGCGAUUGAUUCGCCAAUUCCUCGACUACAGCUCCAAGCACACCAUAGAAGACCUGCAGGCCUUCACAGCGCAAUCGGUGCCCGUUCCAACCUGGGUGAGAACGCAGGAUGUGGAAAUCCCGCCUCAGUUCCUCACUCGAAGUGCCAAUGUCUUGCAGAAACAACUCGGUCCUCAAGGAAUCGAGAAAGUCGGAGGCGAGAAGUGGUGGCAGUGGCGCCGACCUGAGAGUCCGCUCCAUGCAGAAUGGAUUGAGAUGAAGAAGCAUCAUAAUGAGAGGAAACGGGCAGGCACGAGAUGCGACCGAGUCAUUCUCUACGUGCAUGGCGGAGCAUAUUACUUUGGCUCUGUGGACGAGCACCGAUACCAAAUGCAGCGACAUGCUCGGAAACUGAAGGCACGCGUGCUUGCUCCACGAUACAGAUUGGCACCACAAUUUCCUUUCCCUUGUGGCCUGCAUGACUGCAUCGCUACCUAUUUCUAUUUGCUGGAGCACUUCGAGCCAAAUCAGGUCUUGAUCGCGGGAGACAGUGCUGGAGGCGGCAUGGUCCUUGCUAUGCUAGUCACCCUUCGAGAUCAAGGCUGCCCGCUUCCCGCAGGCACUAUACUCUUGUCGCCUUGGGUCGAUCUCACCCAUUCAUUUCCAAGCACAUCUGGCGAUGGUGUAGGGGAUUAUAUUCCACCUUGUGGCUUUCACCACAAACCAAGCAUGGCGUGGCCACCUCCUCCGGUCAGCGAUGAAGAGCCGAAGAAAGCGGAGCGCAAAUUCACGCAGCCAGUCGAGCAGCCAUUUGACGACAGGAAGAAGGCCGAGCCAAUUCCAGCUAUACCCGGCAGCUCGCUUCGCCUCGAGCUCGCUAUUGAUGACAAGCUUGUGAUCAUUCGAGAGCAGAUCCAGAUGUACGCGAGAAAUGAUCUCUUGACACAUCCGUUAGUGUCAGCGGUACAGCAGCCUUCGUUGGGAGGCUUGCCUCCGAUGCUGAUUCAAGUCGGAGGCGCAGAGCUCCUGAGAGACGAGCAGAUCUAUCUGGCCCACAAGGCAGCAAACCCCACGGCAUAUCCUCCCAGCCAUGUCAUUCUGGACGUAUACGACCCCGACCGAAGCGUUCUGAACUUAUACCCGCCUACAGAUGUGCAAUUACAAGUGUGGGAAGAUCUCUGCCACGUACCACAUACGCUCUCUUUCACCCGGCCGGCCAAAUAUAUGUACCGAGCAGUAGCACAAUUCGGCGCCUGGGCAUUGGCACGGGCUCAGCAUAAAUCCAUCGAAAUUCUCGACGAUGAUGCAAUUUCUGUGAUCAGCGAAGGUGAGGAUGCGGAUGAGUUCAAGGAGCAGAAUGGUAACACUGCGUCAUUUGGUAGCAUUGGUGAUGAAGGUGUUACCUCGACACAGUUCAAGCUGACCUCCACGGGAGCCGUUGGUAAAGCAGGCGAUGAAUUACCUCCAUUCAAGGACCACAUGAUCCGACAACGAGUCAAUCGCCACGGCACCAUUUUUCCUCUGCCGCGUCAAUCGGAUAUCAAGUGUCUACACCUGGAUCCCAACACUAUUGGUGCCAUCAAACCAGGACCAGUACGAAAAUGGCUAGCUAAAAGAGCAGAGAACGAGCAAAAGUUUGCCAGUGAAUACAAGAAGAUUGUCAAAAAGAAGAUAAAGGAGCAGAAAGAUUGGGAUAGGGUGCAAGCAGGCGAGAAUCCACCUCCUACAGCACUUAUCAACAGGAGGCAAGCUGGUGUUGCGCCAGAGCAAAAGAAGAAGGGCAAGUCAUGGGGUCUGGCAAUGUGGAGUGGAUGGGGCAGCUCUCACGACGAAAGCACAAUACAUCGAGAGGAGAAGGCGGUCGAAGAAAGAGAG
Pseudocercospora fijiensis CIRAD86 is the source of this 1977-nucleotide messenger RNA. RefSeq lists its product as uncharacterized. The annotation marks the transcript as partial. Gene Ontology annotation, molecular function: hydrolase activity. The transcript is spliced from 2 exons. The record is from RefSeq and is a predicted model, not a curated record. Lineage: Eukaryota; Fungi; Ascomycota; Dothideomycetes; Mycosphaerellales; Mycosphaerellaceae.